Messenger RNA from Dichomitus squalens LYAD-421 SS1, 586 nucleotides. RefSeq lists its product as uncharacterized. The record is from RefSeq and is a predicted model, not a curated record. The coding region runs from base 169 to 339 and encodes 56 amino acids. The transcript has 4 exons. NCBI's taxonomy places the organism in Eukaryota, Fungi, Basidiomycota, Agaricomycetes, Polyporales, Polyporaceae.
GAAGCUGACACGCUCACUUGUGCAUAUGGAAGUGAGAGCCUUCCUCCGAGGUGCUGCUCAGGACGCGCGGUCCAACGUUCCCGAGGCGAUCUCGCGAGCUCGCGCGGAGCAUUCAGAGCGUCGGAGUACCAUCCUGGAGAUCUGUAACUAGGACUUGCGACUGCCCCGAUGGCUAGCAAUUCCGCCGCCUCGCUUACAGACUCCGGACCGGGGUGCCCACUUCCCUUAUCCGAAUUCGCUGACCCCGAAUCGCACAGGAACCUCGCCGCCCUCCCGGACCCGCACCGCUUCUACUCGUCACCGACCACGAGCCGAGGAGAAGACGCGGAGCGUGCUUAGAAAGGCGAUUUGAGCGAGCCGAACCCCUUCGCGGGAGGCCGACAUGAACGCGGUAACUCGCCGGCGGGUCCAAAGCUGCAGUGCUGAGCGCAGCCCUUCCACGCGACGGACGAGAGGCCGGGUAUGAACUCCGCUCGGGGGCAGCUUUGCAGGGUCCCAGCUUAGACACUUCGAGAUGCUCGGCAUUCAAAGGCGUUUCAGGCGAGAGAUAGGCGAUCCGUCCUAGUGCGAGGCUCCCGGCGCGCAG